Molecule: messenger RNA, 597 nt
Organism: Dentiscutata erythropus
Lineage: Eukaryota; Fungi; Glomeromycota; Glomeromycetes; Diversisporales; Gigasporaceae
Source: the annotation of a GenBank genome assembly
AUGAAUAAUUUGGAUAAGAGCCUUUUUCAGUUAAAAUUAACUGCGAAGCAAUUAUCCCGUCAAGCAAAAAAGGCUGGUAAGGAUGAAAGUUCCGAGAAGUCAAAACUGAAAAAGGCGAUCCAACAAGGAAACAUGGAAGGUGCGCGUAUAUAUGCCGCAAACGCAAUUCGCAAAAAAAAUGAAUCACUGAAUUUGUUGAGAUUAUCUUCAAGAAUUGACGCAGUAGCCAGUAGAGUUCAAACGGCUGUAACAAUGCAAAAGGUAACUGGAUCAAUGGCAAGUGUUGUAAAAGGUAUGGAUAAAGCCAUGGAGUCUAUGAAUUUAGAAAAAAUUUCAAUGGUCAUGGAUAAAUUUGAAGCACAGUUUGAGGAUAUCGACGUUCAAACUCAAUAUAUGGAAGGUGCGAUGGGGAACACGACAACGAUGACUACUCCACAAGAAGAAGUUGAUAUGUUGAUGCAACAAGUAGCUGAUGAGCAUGGUCUUGAGUUAAAUCAGCAACUUGGUGAGGCUACUCCCAGCUCAAUCAUUGCGGACAAAGAAAUCGAUGAAGAUGAUCAAUUAUCAGAGCGUCUACGCAUGUUAAGACAAUCUUAG